UCUCGCGCUGUUUUGGUCUCUCUCCCCGGCUCGCUCCCGUUCUCUCGGCCGCCCUGCUGGGAAUCCCCUGAGAGACCCGCAGCUCUCGCGAGAUGUAGAGGAGCGCGCGGCCGGCCGAGCGCAGCAGCGGCGGCGCGGGCGCGAGGCUGCGAUGGGGCUGCAGGGGGUCAAGGCCGUGUUCUUCGACUUGGACAACACGCUCGUCGACACGGCCGCCGCGGGCCGGCGGGCCAUACAGGAGGUAAUAAAUGUCUUGCAAUCAAAACAUCAGUGUGAUGAAGGAGAAGCUCACAUGAUUUGUGAUAAAGUCCAAGAAAAACUCCUCAAAGAGUGUCAUGAUCCAGCUAAGGUAUGCAUUACUGAUUUAAGGAUCUCACAUUGGGAAGAAGCAAUACAAGAAACAAAGGGUGGUGAGGCUAAUCGAAAUCUGGCAGCAGAAUGUUAUUUCCUGUGGAAAACUACACGCCUCCAGCAUCUAACCCUAACAGAGGAUACAAGAAGCAUGCUUACUGAACUUCGAAAAAUGGUCCGCUUGCUUUUAUUAACUAAUGGAGACAAACAGACUCAGAGGGAGAAGAUUGAAGCGUGUGCCUGUCAACCAUACUUUGAUGCCAUUGUUGUGGGAGGAGAACAGAAAGAAGAGAAACCAGCACCAUCUAUAUUUCUUUAUUGUUGUGAUCUACUAGGAGUACAGCCUUGGGACUGUGUGAUGGUUGGUGACUCACUAGACACAGAUAUUCAAGGAGGCCUGAAUGCAGGUUUGAAAGCAACUGUCUGGAUAAAUAAAACAAUGACAAUGCCAGUAAACACUUCCCCAGUACCUCAUUAUAUAAUUUCUUCUGUUCUUGAUCUUCCAUCGCUCUUACAGAAUAUGGACCACAAAAUGCAUGCUAACUUAGAAACCAAUAAGAUGGUUAGUAUUAAUGACGUACAUGACCGUGCCAAUGUAGAAUCGAAGAAUUUCUAAGUCCUUAGCCUGCUAAUGUUUUUGUUGAAAGUUUGGCCCUAAAAUCUUACACAUGUAAACAUGUUUACUCACACAUCCACUGUUUGAGUAAGAGUAUAUUUAUGAGUGGAGUUCAGUAGAAGAAAAGUAUUAAAUUGAAUCUUGUUAUUGAUUGAAAUUUUUGGAAAAGAAAUGAAGCAUAAGUGCAAUUAUCUUAAAUUUAUGCUCUACUUCUGGAAAUUACUGAGAGACUUUUUAGUAUAGGUCAGAGACAACCAUGCUUAUCAGUCUUUUGCUUUUGCAAUGAAAAAGGAAAAACUCCAUGGUUUUGAUUUUCAUUUUGGUUUGCUGGCUUACAUAUUUAGCAGGAAUUUCAGUCAUAAAAGAUUGUGGUGUAUAAAACAGUAGAAGGUGGAAGAGAGAAUAUGGUAGAAUUCUAGGUUCUUCACAGUCUAAUCUAUAGAUUUCUCAGUAAGGAUUAAAAUGAAUUUCCCCAUUUGAAAAAGUGAUUGGAUCUAGUACAUAAAGCAGCCCUUUCUAAAAUUUUUGACUUUGCUUUUUGAGCAAACUUAUUGACUUUAAUUUUGGAAGCUAGUGACUAUUUUCACAAAUUUCGCAGAGACUGUUCUUAGAUAAGACCCAAAUCCCUGUCAGAAAAAUACAUAUAUGUACACUUCAAAGCUUGCAUAUGUAUAGGGGACCAUUCAUCAGCAGGGCUUUGUGGAUAGAGUUUUGUUUUAAUCACAUACAUGUGUCUGCACUAAAACAGUAUUUGUAAUGCAGAUUAUGAUUUACAUUGCACUGUAUUGUGAGUUAACUGAUUUUUUUGGACAUUUGCAAUGUUCUUUGCUCAGUUUUGUCUAAUAUUCUUAAAGCUUAUGCAAUUGUUCUGUUUGGUUUUAUUAGUGAAUUUUGAUCAAACUUUGGUCUUGUUGGCUCAGGAAGGUGCAGGGGUCUACCCACUUGGAGCCAGUUACAGGAUUGGAGCCUUUCUGACUACUAAUUCCAUUGCUGUAAAACCUUUCCAAAUUCUAGCUUCUACAUGUACUUCAUCGUACUCACUUUGAAAAAUUGUGUACUACUAAAAAAAUAAGUGGUUUGCAUGACUUUUCCAGGAACUUGAAUUCCAGUAUAGGAUGUAAUACUGGAUAAACAGCUUCACGCUGUACACUAUUGACACUGGAUUUAGAAGAUUACCCUGUUUAUGCCGUAUUAUAACACUACUCUUCCUCCACAAAUUUAUUUAAUUUUGCUGUACUUAAUUUCCCUCCUUACGAAACACCUCUUUUUUAAAGAAUGUAACUUCUCACACUUCAAAAAUAUGAACUUUUGGGAGUAUCACAUUUUAAUUUUCAUAUUUUUAGAAAUUAGGAUUAAUACAUUUAUUGGAAGCAUUGCACAUUAACACCCAUGCCUGUGUUUACACUAGGUCAAAUAUCUGUCAUUAUGUGAUGGAUCACAAAUGUCAUGUUUUAAAAAAUGAUCAUCACAAUUGAUAGUUAUACUUUGGAUAUGUUUGCGAGUUAGGAUAAAAACAUUUCAGACUUGGAGAGUCACAGAACACCAUAAAGCAAGGAAACCUACCAGAAGGUGUAGAAGGACAUGUCUACAUGAGAACACUGCAUCAGUCGAACCUAAGGUUUAAAUUUAAACCUAUUUUAAACUUGUGCAGUGCCCUGUAUAGACUUAUUUUGGUUUAAAUGAGGCUUUUUUGGUUUAACUUAAAUUGAUUGGUAACAGAGGAAAGCUAAAUCAAAAUGUCAUCCCUAAACUGAAAUAAGUGUCUGUGAAGGAUUUUGCACUUUAAAUUGAUUUGUAAAAGAAAAGUUAAACCAGUUCAAUUUCUUCAUUUAGACAGUGCUAAGGAAGGACCUCAAGGAGCAAACUGCCAGAGCCAUACAGAACAAUCAGUUAAGGAAAAGCCUGCACCACCUAAGUCUUUAACAUAGUUAUGAGCAAAAAUUAAGAAGGAAGGCGAGGCCUAAAAUGGGGCUUAUAUGAACAAUAAAAUGUAUCCAAAAGGUUAAAUAGUGUCACCGAGUAUUCAAAGUUUAGGCUGUUGGCUUGGUUCUGUAAAUGAAGACUGUUUAAUAAUAAUAAAAAAAAACUGUUUACCACAGCCUCCCAAGAUUUAUUACACUAAAAAUCUAUUGUUUGUAUAGCACCCAGGAGAAGGAAAGCCCAGUCUGAUAAGGGCCUCUGAGUGCUAGUGUAAUAAAAAAGAAUCCAUAAUUAUGGGAUGAGGCUCUGGACUGCAGAUGUCCAUGGAGCCAUAAGGCCAGAUCCUCAACUGCUGUAAAUUUGUUUUAGCUCCAUUGACUUCAACUGAACUACAACUAUUUAUACAAGUUGAGGAUCUGUCUAAUACUUUUUCUUGCCAAUAAUGCAUCAUUCUGCCUCAGGCUGCUGCGCCUGCUGGCGUAUUUAUUGUCUCACUCUGCUUUAGAGAGGAACAUUGUUAUUUCUGCUUUGCACAUGGUCAGUGUCAAAUUAUCAAAAGAAGAAAGCAUAGUAACUGCAUACUCAGCUACAUAGGGGCCACACAAAUAUUUUUCCUUCAUUGCUGAGUACUGUACCAGGAUACAUGUAGCUACCGGUCUGCACUUUAGCUACUAUUAAUUAUUACUAUGCUGCUAUAAAACGAGAAAAAUGUAGAACAUAUUUUUUUUUUCCUAUCUAAGGUACUUUCAGAGUAUCAGUCAUCAUAUCUAGCUUAUCUGCAUGUCAAACUAGCAGGCUGGUUUUCUUGAGAUUGAUUUUUUCCAAAAUGCCAAUUGAAAGAAAGAAAACAGCUGGAUCAUUUUUAUGAGAAAAGCAACAAAACAGGACAGUGUAACAGUCUGUAUUCAGUGGAUUUCUGGUUUUGCCAAGUCUUUAUUAAUAUAACCAGGCAAUUAAAAAACAAUAAAAAGGUUCCUUUAAGAUAUACUGUCAAAAUAUAGUAAAAUUCCACCUGCACUUUUACUAAAAAUGUUUACUUUGGGAGAUAGUUUCUUACGGGAGGCAUAUUCUGAAAUAGUUUGAACUGUGAAAUUUUGAUUUUUGUGAAAUGCUAAUCUGGAACAUUUGGUUAACAUUGAUAAAUGACAUGCUUUGGGUUUUGAAUUGUUAAUUUAAAAUAAAUGAUGUACUUGUCAAAUAAAAUCUCCUGUUUUUAAAGCA
Messenger RNA from Caretta caretta (loggerhead turtle), 4108 nucleotides. RefSeq names its product N-acetylneuraminic acid phosphatase (gene NANP). Gene Ontology annotation, biological process: N-acetylneuraminate biosynthetic process; dephosphorylation. The record is from RefSeq and is a predicted model, not a curated record. NCBI's taxonomy places the organism in Eukaryota, Metazoa, Chordata, Testudines, Cheloniidae. Gene Ontology annotation, molecular function: N-acylneuraminate-9-phosphatase activity.